This is a messenger RNA of Brassica napus (rape), 1941 nucleotides long. RefSeq lists its product as uncharacterized. The coding region runs from base 347 to 1324 and encodes 325 amino acids. NCBI's taxonomy places the organism in Eukaryota, Viridiplantae, Streptophyta, Magnoliopsida, Brassicales, Brassicaceae. The record is from RefSeq and is a predicted model, not a curated record. The transcript has 3 exons.
AAACAAAAUAUAAUUGUUUUACUAACUACGAAAGGCAGAAAAAACGGAAGAGGAGGAAGGAGGGAGGAGAGGUGAGAAGAUGGAAGAGGAGACAGUACGGAGGGAUGAGCGAGGAGAAGGAAAAAUGUUAUAAUACACUAAAUGGAAUAGUAUAUUAGAAUGCUUAAAAUUUAUUAUAAAUGAUUAUAUUGGUCGAUGGAAAAGAAAAAUGAAAAUAUGAGAGUAAUUAUAUAUCCAUUUAAAUUGUAUGAAAGUGUUGUAAAAAAUCAAGUGUUAAUGGGCGACGGCGAUGGCGAUCUUUGAUUAGGGUUCUGAUGGAUUUUCGAAAUUGGGAUCGGGGAAAUCGAUGGGGAUCAGGAGAUUAUUGAUCGGGUUGAUGGGUUUCAUUCACUGGGAAUCAAAGGGCUUCAGAAGAGUCUCGAAGUGGACAAGGUCUGUUUCUUAUAGGAUAUAUGGGUCAUAUGGGAGUAAAGAUGGGUGUCAGAGUGGUGUCAUGAGUGUCAUAACAGGUUUGGCUUUAACUAUGGAAAGACGGUUUUGUUGGGUCUCAUUACAUGGUAUCUGGAUUAGCUUUAUCUGUAGUUGCAGCUGUUGCAGGUACAUGCUAUUUAUCACACGGGAAUGGGCCAGGGAGGAUGUUUUUAUGGAUAGGAGAGCAGAGACUCAGAGAGGUAACGUUCUGGGGUAUAGAUAUGAUUUAAGAGAUGUCUCAGAGUUACAGGAUUUGAUCUGUGCGGCACAUAAGCUGACGGAGAUAGGGUUUUUUUUAGUCUAUAUUGUUGGCUGGAAUGAUAUAGUAGUUGUGUAUUGGGGUCUAUUGUUUUGGAGUAUGCAGGAAAAGAGUUUAUUUAGGAGAUUUGUAUUAAGGUUCCCGGCAUUGCUUAGGAUUUUGUCGGGAACUGAUUAUCGGUUUUGGUGUUAUGAGCUGUCAAUGGUAUUAUGUUGGAUGGAUUAUUGGCUAGGGUGUUGGACUGAUGUGGCCGGGCAAAAUUUAUGGAAGCAAGCUCUCUGUUUGGUCUCAUCAAACCAGUCACAGAGAGGUGAUGCAAGCAUGGUAAAGGUCCUAUGGAGUGGUAGUCGUAAUCAGUUUAUUACAAUGGUGUUAACAUGGAAUUUUGAAGACAUUUGCAUGGUAACUAGGAUUCUAAGGUUUAUGGUGUUUAUUGACAAUGGAAACAGCUCAGGAAACAGAGGAUACCUGGAUAGAUUGUGCGGCUUGGGAUGGACAGAGAGAGUCCUUCUUUGGACUCUAGGGGUGGUCACAAAUGAAUAUUUUUGUGAAUUUGGUUAUUGUAUUUUUUAUACUGACAGGGUCUUGGAGUAAUACGGGCAAUGUUUCUGAUUUUAAUGGGGUAUCAUUACACCCGUUGAGAAAUAGUGAUCAUGGGGUGGCGAAUGGGGAAGCAGGGAUGUUGCUGUUUGGUUUGCAGAUAUGCUCUAGGAAUCGUCUUGAAAGCACAUUGGUGGGUCCUAAUUUGGACUGUUCUAUGGAUGGGUUUUUAGAGUGGGCGGUUGGAGUUGCUUAUAGGGAAACGAGUUCUCUGGUUGGUCUCAGUAAACCAAUCAUAGAGAAUAGAGUUAAACACAUCAAUGGAUUUCAAGAGGAGCUACAGAUUGGCAAGAGCUGAUGCAAGGAGGUCUAUAUGGCACAUUGAGGAGUUCUACAUUUUAUCUAGAACUUUAUUACUGAUGUUUCUCUUUCACAAAGGUAUAACUUUAAGGAAGAGAGGAUCUUUAGAAGGAAUAUGUGGUGUAGGAGGGAAAGUGAGUUUAAUUUUUUUGAUUCUAGUUUGGAUAGUAAAUGACCGUGGUGAUGAUUUUUGCUCAAGUAGGUUUAUUUUUAUGGGGCUUUGUAAUACAUGAAACAUUUCAAUUUUCACUGUGUGUAUGUUAAUGUUGCAACACAGUGAUAGUCCAUGUUGGGAGACAGAGACAGACGCA